Ochlerotatus camptorhynchus is the source of this 2001-nucleotide messenger RNA. It is a transcript of the gene Tsf1, whose product is annotated as Transferrin 1. The record is from RefSeq and is a predicted model, not a curated record. Gene Ontology annotation, cellular component: early endosome; recycling endosome; extracellular region. Gene Ontology annotation, biological process: iron ion transport. The transcript has 2 exons. The coding region runs from base 43 to 1941 and encodes 632 amino acids. NCBI's taxonomy places the organism in Eukaryota, Metazoa, Arthropoda, Insecta, Diptera, Culicidae.
AACGAGUCGGUUGUUAGUUGACUUUCGAAUUCGGAAGUGAUCAUGUCGUUGCCGAUAGUGUUAUCAGUAGCUUUGCUGCUACUGAUCGGGACCGGUUCCAGCAAUGGUCAGAAGGAAACGUUCAAACUGUGCGUACCGCAUCAGAUAAUCGAUGCCUGCCGGGAACUGAUGGUCAAACCGGAUGCUGCCGUCCAAGUCGAGUGCAUAGCCGGGCGCGAUCGUAUGGAAUGUCUGGAAAAAGUCAAUGCACGUCAAGCGGAUUUUGUAGCCGUCGAUCCGGAAGAUAUGUACGUGGCUUAUCACAUGGCCAAUCAAGAUUUCAGUAUAUUUACUGAGUUCCGUACGCAGGACGAACCAAAGGCCGAGUUCCGCUACGAAGGAAUCAUUCUGGUGAGGAAGAGCGACAAUUUCCGGAGUUUAGCUGAUCUCAGUGGCAAGAAGUCUUGCCACACGGGCUACGGAAGGAACGUGGGAUAUAAAAUUCCCAUCACGAAGCUGAAGGCGGCUGGAGUGUUCAAGUUGGCCAAAGAUCCAGAACUGUCUCCGUUUGAGAAAGAACUCAAAGGUUUAUCCGAUCUGUUCGGAAGCUCGUGCUUGGUUGGGAAAUACUCCCCGAACGAUGAAGUGAACAGGCUGCUGAAGAAACGCUACUCGAAUUUGUGUGCGCUUUGUGAACGACCGGAGGUUUGCGACUACCCGGACAAGUACUCCGGUUACGACGGAGCCAUCCGGUGCUUGGUUGAAAACAAUGGUGACGUUGCGUUUACGAAGGUGAUCUACGUGAAUAAGUACUUCGGUCUCCCGAUAGGAGGUGCUCCAGCUCAACCGGCCUUGAACCCGAAAGCCCGUACCGAGGACUACGUCUACUUGUGUGAAGAUGGCUCGACUCGCCCCAUCACGGGACCCGCAUGUUCGUGGGCACAACGACCCUGGCAGGGAUACAUGGGCAAUGGAGACAUCAAUAACCGAUUCCAGCGGCUGCAGAAGCGCCUCCAGCAAUUCUAUGAAGAUGCAAAGAAUUCAGCCAACAGCGACAAGGCUGCCAAGAUGUGGGUCGAUCGUAAGAAUCUUCUAGUUGACCGUGAAGUUCCGGUCCAGCCGGGUGACCAUUUGAAUCGUGCCCAGUACAAGGACGUGAUCGAGCGAGAUGGACCAUUCGAAAACAAGCUCAAGCUUUGCGUUGCUUCUCAGCUGGAGAAGGACAAGUGUGAGGUUAUGGGCAGGGCUGCCUACUCGCGUGACGUUCGUCCAGAGCUGGAAUGCGUCCUGAAGGGCAAAGACAGCUGCAUCGGAGCCGUCCGACGAGGUGAAGCCGAUGUUGUAGUACUGAAGGGUGAAAAUCAACACGCUUCUACGACAGAAGGACUCAAAUCGAUCCUGUUUGAAAAGUACGACGAAGGGGACAUGAUGGUCGCGAUCGCUGAUAGCGGAAUCAGCCGGGAUCAGAUACUGAAGGCACCACUUGAAUUCGACGCUUCGGAUCCCCGUGCCGUUUCGGCUGCCCUGUUCUUCAACGACAAGCGCCAAAAGAAGUCCUGCCCGAACAAGCUGACCUCAUCGCCAAACGCAUCAAUCAAGAUCGUUUCCGCUCAGGAUCUCACCCGGUUGGGAGCGAACAAAGUCCUGAUCUGUCCCAGUUUGGAGCAGGAGCCGAUAGGAAACUUCGCAACGUGCAACGUCGAUUACACUUUGCCGACGGGGAUCUACGUGCGGAAGGACAUCACCGGACAGCUGGAGGACAACAUUGCCCAUGCUUUCGUGGCCCUGUCGGAAAAGUUUGGCCACGGUGCCAAGACGGAGGUUGUGUUUGAGAUGUUUGGCGAGUUUAAGCCCGGUGCGAAGAAUGUCCUGUUCCACGAUCGUGCGGCCAAGUUCGGAACGGCGGACAACAAGGUCAGCGGCUUGGAUCCCACCAACUACAAGCGCCUGAUGUGUUUGUAAGAAAGGGGAUGGAUUUUUCGUGAAAUAUAUGGCAGUGAAAUCAUGGAAUUGAAAAGUAAU